AUGUCGUCACCAAGCAAGACUGUGGCCUUCAUUGGUCUUGGCGUAAUGGGCUAUCCCAUGGCCCUCAACCUCCGCAAAGGGCUCGACUCUUCUCAUACCCUCCUGAUCUGCGACGUCUCUACCUCCGCGCUCGAAAAGUUCCAAUCAGACGCCUCAGGCCAGGGUCCAGUGGAAGUAGUAAAGAACGGAUAUGAUGCUGUCCAAAGAGCCGACACCGUCAUAACAAUGCUUCCCGAUUCCAAUGCCGUAAAGAAGGUGUAUCUUGAUAAAGAAACAGGAGUCCUUGCCGGUGCGGAGAAACUACCAAAAGGUGGAGAGGAAAAGCUGAUCAUGGAAUGCGGUACCAUCGAAACAGCUACAAUCCUGGAGGUUGCGAAAGCAGUGGAGAACUCCAGUGCGAGCAAGAUGCUGACAUUCGUCGAUGCGCCGGUAUCGGGUGGACCUAUGGGUGCGCAGGACGGUACGUUGGCGUUCAUGGCAGGCGCGAACAACAAGGACAUCUUCCCUACCGUGAAGAGCUAUCUGAGCCACAUGGGCAAACCAGAUGCUAUAUUUCUCUGCGGCGACAUCGGCGCAGGUACAGCGUUCAAGGUCAUCAACAAUUACCUCAGUGCCAUUACAUCGCUCGCCGCGUCUGAAGCCCUGAACAUCGCCUCGAAGAUGGGGCUAGACGUUGCACUGCUUACGGAUGUGAUUAAUGUCUCCGGGGGCCAGUGUUGGGUCACGAGUAAGAGCAAUCCAGUGCCGGGUAUACAAGCCAAUGUGCCGAGUUCGCGAGGGUACGAAGGCGGGUUUCGCAUCGAGCUUUGUGCAAAGGUUUUGGGCAUGGGGAGUCAGCUUGCGGAGAUGGUAGGCGCGCGUACUGUACUCGAUAAGCCUACGUUGGAGGCUUUUGGUGAGGCGAUGAAGGACGAGAGGUAUAAAGGGAAGGACGCGAGGGUCGUGUAUAAGUGGUUGAAUGAGAGUGAGAGAAAAUAG
This is a messenger RNA of Alternaria metachromatica, 978 nucleotides long. RefSeq lists its product as uncharacterized. Gene Ontology annotation, cellular component: mitochondrion. Lineage: Eukaryota; Fungi; Ascomycota; Dothideomycetes; Pleosporales; Pleosporaceae. Gene Ontology annotation, biological process: L-valine catabolic process. Gene Ontology annotation, molecular function: NAD binding; 3-hydroxyisobutyrate dehydrogenase activity; NADP binding. The coding region runs from base 1 to 978 and encodes 325 amino acids. The record is from RefSeq and is a predicted model, not a curated record. The transcript is spliced from 2 exons.